AUGGCUGAUCGCAUGGUCUUGUACCGGCGACAUAUCUAUCAAGUGUCUGCCUUAUCAACUUUCGAUGGUAGUUUAUGUGCCUACCAUGGUUGUAACGGGAAGGCAGCAGGCGCGCAAAUUACCCACUCUCAGAAUGAGGAGGUAGUGACGAAAAAUAACGAGACCGUUCUCUUUGAGGCCGGUUAUCGGAAUGGGUACAAUUUAAACCUGUUAACGAGGAUCUAUGAGAGGGCAAGUCUGGUGCCAGCAGCCGCGGUAAUUCCAGCUCUCAAAGUGUAUAUCGUCAUUGCUGCGGUUAAAAAGCUCGUAGUUGGAUCUGCGUCUGAGGACCUGGUCCAUCCAUUGGAUGAGAACUGGGCUCCUAGACUAAUAUUGCGAGUUUUCCAUACGUUGCCUUGA
Molecule: messenger RNA, 399 nt
Organism: Acanthocheilonema viteae
Lineage: Eukaryota; Metazoa; Nematoda; Chromadorea; Rhabditida; Onchocercidae
Source: the annotation of a GenBank genome assembly